AUGCUUUCCAUCUACCAGGAUGUUAUUAAAUAUAUUAUUACUGGCAAUGAGUCUUGGAUCUAUGGUUACGCCCUAGAACCAUACAAUAAAUCGGCCGAAUAUCCUGGCAAAGAUGAGCCGAAGCCGAAAAACCGCGUCACAAAAUUCUUCGCCAUCGCUACCUUCGCCGCCGUCUUGGCCUGCGCCUUCGCUGAUGUUUCUGAGUUGGGUUAUGCCUACAGCCAACCCGCUGCUAGCGCUCCAGUGAACGCCUACAUUCCACCUGCAGCUAGCGCUCCAGCUCCAGUCUUCUCUGCCCCAGCCCCAGCACCAGUCUACUCUGCCCCAGCCCCAGCUCCAGUCUACCAGCCAGCUGCCGCUGCUCCAGCACCAGUCUACUCUGCCCCAGCCCCAGCUCCAGUUUACCAGCCAGCUCCAUCUGCUCCAGUCUCAUCAUACAUCCCACCUGCACCAGCUGCCGCUGCCCCAGAACCAGUCUACUCUGCCCCAGCCCCAGCUCCAGUCUAUCAGCCAGCUGCCGCUGCUCCAGCUCCAGUUUACUCUGCCCCAGCCCCAGCUCCAGUUUACCAACCAGCUCCAUCAGCCCCUGUCUCAUCAUACAUCCCACCUGCACCAGCUGCCGCUGCCCCAGUACCAGUCUACUCUGCCCCAGCCCCAGCUCCAGUCUUUGCACCACCUGCUCCAGCGCCAGUAUAUCAGCCAGCGCCUGCGCCAUCCGCUCCCGUAUCUUCUUACAUCCCACCUGCACCAGCUGCCGCUGCACCAGAGCCAGUCUACCAGCCCGCUCCAGUCUACCAACCCGCACCAGCUGCUCCAGCACCAGUCUAUCAGCCAGCUCCUGCGCCAUCCGCCCCCGCAUCUUCUUACAUCCCACCGGCACCUGCCGCCGCUGCACCGGAGCCAGUCUACCAGCCCGCGCCAGCUGCUCCUGCUCCAGUCUACCAACCAGCUCCUGCACCAUCGGCACCAGCUUCCUCGUACAUCCCACCCGCACCACAACCUGCUGCAUCUGAAGUUUACGAACAACCUGCUGAGGAUGGUUAUAGAUACCGUACCGUUCGUCGCCGUGUCUACAAACAGCGUCGCUUCUAA
Messenger RNA from Bactrocera neohumeralis, 1092 nucleotides. RefSeq lists its product as uncharacterized. Lineage: Eukaryota; Metazoa; Arthropoda; Insecta; Diptera; Tephritidae. The transcript has 3 exons. The record is from RefSeq and is a predicted model, not a curated record. Bases 1 to 1092 code for a protein of 363 amino acids.